Messenger RNA from Magallana angulata, 3794 nucleotides. RefSeq names its product short transient receptor potential channel 7-like. The coding region runs from base 390 to 3164 and encodes 924 amino acids. Gene Ontology annotation, biological process: regulation of cytosolic calcium ion concentration; calcium ion transmembrane transport; manganese ion transport. The transcript is spliced from 12 exons. Gene Ontology annotation, cellular component: cation channel complex; membrane. Lineage: Eukaryota; Metazoa; Mollusca; Bivalvia; Ostreida; Ostreidae. The record is from RefSeq and is a predicted model, not a curated record. Gene Ontology annotation, molecular function: protein binding; inositol 1,4,5 trisphosphate binding; store-operated calcium channel activity.
CAAAUAUCGGACAAUUUAGGGAUUUACUUAGCGGAAAGCAAGCAUGUGUAUCAAGUGUAUACUAUUAAUGUUAUAAGUGCUCGUUUGCAUCGAAUCAUUAAAUGUCCAUAUGUUAUGUUUUUUAUAUUAAAUAAACGUUGUUACUGAAAAUUGCACCUAAUUGUGUAGAAAUCAAUUUUCCGCUGCUGUGUCAACAUUAGGACAAUAAAGUAUCCAAUUAUCACUGUCAACCAGACAUCACAUAUUGAAUAAAGUCGUUAUUUCAGAGCAAAUGAUACACCAUUUUUUACGCUAGUGUGACUAACCAACAAAAAGUGCAUUUGUAUAUUAGCCGCUCGCUACGAUGCAAGAUGUUCAUUUGAGCUCGCUGGUUACAUCUCUAAAGAAUAAUGACCAAGAAACAGAAAUUUGUCCAUAUUUUGUCUGAAAGAUUGAGGCCAGGCUUGCAGGACGUCGAAAGAAAGUAUUUAGAAUCAUGUGAGCUGGGAGACGAGAAUUUUGUCAAAAAUGUGUUGAAUUCAGGAAGAGUCUCUGCAGAUAUUGAAGACACACAGGGAAGAACUGGACUUGAUAUAUCAAUAGAAAAUGGACAUGUUUCCUUGGUAGAUUACCUUUUGUCCAAAGUCAGUCCAAAAAUUAUCCACCAGGGACUUCUAUGUGCUAUAGAAUACGAUCGGGAAGAGAUAUGCGAGAUUCUGUUGAAUCACCCGAUUUACCAAACCACACAUAAAGAUAAAGACGGGGUGAAAAGCAACGAAUAUUCUACCAUACAAGGCAUCACAUCUCCAAAUGGGGUUACAGCACCCGAUGAUGAUGAUUUAUCAAUGAGGUCGGAUAUUUCCAAAUUCUCCGAAUUGCCAGUUUUUAAUAUGCUCAAAGAGGCGCUGAUUAAAGCAGCCAUACGGAAUGAUUUUCAGAUUGUUCAAAUGAUCAUGAUGAAAGGAGCAUUGGUAGAUAUUCCUCACGACUAUUUCUGUUCUUGUACAUCAUGCAUUGAAGAGCAGAACAGGGAUUACAUGGUCUUUUGUAACAGAAGACUUGAUACCUUUCGAGCUCUGGCAAGUCCAGCAUAUAUUUCUCUAACAGAUGAAGAUCCUGUCAUGUCUUCCUUCUUCCUCAGCAAAAAGUUCAAACAACUUCAAGUCAUGGAAACUGAGUACAAGAGCACGUAUGAAGAGCUUGACUUGCAGGUACAAAACUUCACUCUUGACUUGUUGAAUCAGUGUCGUACUUCGGAUGAGGUGAGGUCGCUUUUAAACUCGACAGAAAUGACCGAUGCAAACACCAAUUCUUUUCCUCUACUGCAGGUUGCAUUGCAAAUGGAGCAAAAAAAGUUUGUCUCUCACCCAAAAUGCCAGGCUCAGGUAUCAGCUCUUUGGUUUAGUGGACUUACAGGGAUGCGUCACCUGAAUCGUUUUGAAUUCCUGCUGCUGUCUAUUCCACUUGGAAUGAUAUUUUUACCCAUUUUAUCCCUGGUUUUUAUAUUUGUACCUUGGAGCAAAGUUACGCUUUUGCUGAACCCACCUUCCACCCGUUUCCUGAGCUAUACAUGUUCCUACAUAACUUUCCUGUGUCUGGUUGUGUUGGGGAAAAUCCAGUUUAGUAACAUGUGGGUGUCACUUGGUUGCGAACAUUCCGACCCAUUUACAUACGUUUUUAUUACACUGAUUUUUAUGUGGAUCAUAGGGUGGAUUUGGGAAGAAAUGAAACAGUUGUUUGAGCAAGGAGCAGGCAAUUACUUCCGCUCUGUGUGGAAUAUCAUCGACUCUCUCAUGCUUACGUUUUUGUUGACCUCUUUCACUUUGGACGUCGUUGUCCCCAUUAGGUUGCAAAGUUCGCUAGCUCAACACCAGAUUAAUUUCAAUGUAUCUGGUGAAGAAAUCAACAUCAAUCAACUUCUCUUCUGCUAUGAUGUUGACAACAAAAAUAAUUAUUUUUCGACGGAGAGGCAAUGCCCUACGGCUACGAUUGGUGUUGACUGGGCUACAAGUUGGGUCCCAGACCCUGAACUUAUCUCUGACAUCAUGUUUUCUGCUGGGAUAAUUCUAAGCAUUGCCAGAAUAUCUUUCAUUAUGCCUGCCAACGAAACAUUUGGAACCAUGCUCGUUUCAUUUAGAAGGACUUUUGGUGACUUGGUGAAACUGUUAGCCAUGUUUGUUCUAAUCUUGCUUAGUUUUUCGUGUGGACUCGCCGCUCUCUAUGCUGCGCAUGCGUGCCAGACAGCACACUUUCAAGGAUUUAGUGCUGUGAUCUUUGUUUUGAUUUGGUCACUGCUGGGUUUUGGCGAAGGAAAUACCCCUAAUUUAAAUCGCACUGCCCCUCUAAGUUCCAUUACAAACAACUCAUCACGCAUCACAUUAACGGAAUGGUUUGGAUACGCAAUAUAUGGUCUAUAUGUGUUUGCUGCUAUUGUUGUUUUGAUGAACUUGUUGAUAGCUGUAAUGAGCAAUACUUUCCAAGAGGUCCAGGAUGAGAGAGACACGGAGUGGAAGUUUUCACGUACAGAAUUAUGGAUGACUUUUAUUGAACCUGGCUGCCCGGUAGCCCCGCCCUUCAACAUCAUUCCUUCAAUUCGGAAUAUUUGUGAAGCCUGGAAAAAACUGUGUUGCCUAUGUAGCAAAAGCAGAUGUCGUACUGUUAAAAAACAACAGUACGAUUUAGAAAUGAGAUGCUCACCAGAUGCCAGAACUCCUCGGCAGAGUGUUAUAUGCGCCUUAAUACAAAGGUAUAUAGUUCAUGCAUCCCGUGCAAAACAGGAAGACGACGAAGAUGUCACUGAAGACAGACUACGAAGACUGAUAGAAAGAACAGCGUCACGACUAGAAAAGCGAUUGGAUGAAAUUACAGGUCACGUGCAACAUGUAGAUGAUCACGUGUCUCAUGUUGACAAAGGUGAACGGGAUAUCCAACAACUUCAAAAGGAGGAAAUGCAAAGAACUAACACUCUCAUAAAAGCACAGGAAGAAUAUAUAGAACUAUUGAAGUCAAAAUGGAAGGAGGGGGAAAGGUUCAGAGAACAGCGAUUACAGGAGGUUAUGUCAAUGCGCGCGCAAAGAGAGCGACUUCUCCAACAGCAUAUGUUUGAAGAAGCACAUCGACUAGAAGAGGUGAUCACGGACACUCUAGAGGAGGCGGAUUAUAUUCCAAGAACAACUUUAACAUAAAGGCUGAGAACAGCCUUAUAUGUAGCUAUUUCUUCUACAAGCUUUUUUUUAAAAAAAAAAAAAAAAACUUUUUUCAGUUAUUGUAUACAUGUACAACACUUCAUAAUGUAAAAAAACCUUUUUUUUUCUUUUGAAUAUGUAACUUUAUAUACUUUAUGUAAGAAGCAAUGAAUUCCCAAUUAUUACAAAGAAUAUUCCAAUUACACAAAUAUAACACUUCCUUUAAUUAUUUUUUUAGAAUUAAUAAAAAAAAUACAUGAAAAAGACUAUUUUAUUACAUACAUGUGGACGUUGUCUUUUAUACAUGCAAAUAAUAUACUAAAUUAUUCCUUUUUAAAAUGUACAAAACAAUCGUUAUAAUAAUUUAUAAUAAACAUCAUAGAUAUGACAAUUUAAAAUGCUGUCAGGAUACACGUUGUCGUGUUAUGGAGCGAUAAUUUAAAGUAAUGAAAUAAAAGAAAAAAGAAACCAGCUUUUCAACUUGAGUAUUAGAAUGACGAUGGAACAAACUAGUUUACAACGAUGGAUUAAUCAAUUUUCGGAACCUGCAAUACUGAAGAAAAAACAGCUGUGUAAAAUUACACCGUUUCUAAAAAUAUAUUUAUAAACGAACAAUUUUUUUUGUUUUGG